Molecule: messenger RNA, 1250 nt
Organism: Eucalyptus grandis
Lineage: Eukaryota; Viridiplantae; Streptophyta; Magnoliopsida; Myrtales; Myrtaceae
Product: transcription factor JUNGBRUNNEN 1
Exons: 3
Coding region: 65-958 (297 amino acids)
Biological process (GO): regulation of DNA-templated transcription
Molecular function (GO): DNA binding
Source: RefSeq, a predicted model, not a curated record
ACAAACUCGAGAGAAUCAAGAAGAUAGGGCGCAGAGAGAGAGAGAGAGAGAGAGAGAGAGAGAGAUGGAACAACGAGAUAGUAGUGAUACAAGGUUACAUGACAAGAAGAAGAACAAGGAUGAUGAGGAAGAAGUGGUGCUUCCCGGGUUCCGGUUUUACCCGACCGACGAAGAGCUUGUCGGGUUCUAUCUUCGCCGGAAGGUGGAGAAGAAGCCUCUCAAGAUCGAGUUCAUCAAGCAGGUCGAUAUCUACAAGUACGAUCCCUGGGAUCUCCAUGAUGUUAGCAAAAUGGGAGAGAAAGAAGGCUACUUCUUCUGCAUCAGAGGGAGGAAGUACAAAAACAGCAUAAGGCCAAAUAGAGUGACUGGAUCCGGAUUUUGGAAGGCCACGGGCAUCGACAAGCCCAUAUAUUCCGGUAAAUAUCCCCACAAUUGCGUCGGCCUCAAGAAGACUCUUGUUUACUACCGCGGCUCGGCUGGCAGAGGUACCAAAACUGACUGGAUGAUGCACGAGUUCCGGCUGCCGCCUGUGGAGAAAGGCGGUGAUCUAUCAGAUGCAAAUGACACAGUCACUGAAGAAGCAGAAGUAUGGACGCUUUGCAGAAUUUUCAAACGCAUAUCCUCUAGCAGAAAAUACAUUGCAACAACAGAAUGCAAAGAGACCACCUUCAAGCAGAGCUCAAUCAAUUCGUGUUCUAAAUCGAGCAGCUUCGAAUCUGAGUACGGAGACCAAUGCCUGAGUUUUGGAUCGGACCAUUCGGCCGUCCAACCAAGCGACCAAAAGCCAGCGACCCGCCAUGUUGAGCAAGCACAGCUCUCAUGGGUCAACCAUUGCCAUUCCAUCCCUCAGGCCCCUGUGGCGACGCCAUGCUUGAGCCUUUGGAAUCUAAAUGGAGACGAUAUUUUCGCGAACGGAAUAAACUGGGAUGAACUGAGAUCGAUAGUUCACGAAGAGUGAUUCUUCGUGAAAAUUUGUGAGACUGGUGGGAACUGGAAUUGGAGGAUCCGAGCGCAAAUGAGAAGGAUUCGAAUCAAGGGAUGAACAUGAUGCAACUGAAGUUUUCUUCUUCCUUGGAUUUAUUACUAGGAAAUUAGGACAGAUAUGGACCUCCAAUCUUAGUUUGGCAUGGAUGUAAACUUGAACUGACCAGUUUGACAAUAGUAGAUUUUUUUUUUUUUGCCUUGUCACCUGACUUCAUGUGGUUUCGCGGAUGCGCACGUUCUUUGGAUCGACGUGUUGACUUUGACUA